Messenger RNA from Rubroshorea leprosula, 281 nucleotides. NCBI's taxonomy places the organism in Eukaryota, Viridiplantae, Streptophyta, Magnoliopsida, Malvales, Dipterocarpaceae. The record is from the annotation of a GenBank genome assembly.
AUCCCUUGCCAUGUAAGCAUGACAUGGCAAUUUUUUGCCAUCCAAGCAGCCAAGCGGGGUGUGUCCUCAACGGCAGUUAAGUCAGGCCGGCAGUCUCAAACGGCAGUUAAGUUGGUGGGCUUAACUUAUGGUUUUGCCUAAAAUGUCAUUGUUGUUCUUUUGUAUUAAAUCCGGAAGUCACCGUUGGAUUUCAAUUAGUUCAUAAUUGAGUCAUGUUGUAUUCCAUGAAAUGAAAGUUCUCUUAAUGCUUGUUUUUCUAUUUAUAAAGCUUGAACUUGAGA